UAUACGUUUGGCAUUCAGCCGCUGAGUGCGUGAAAAUAUUGCUAUACAUUCAUUCUAUAAGGAAACGUUGACAAUGGAAGACUAACAGCAACCAAAUUACUUUUUAAAUUCCUUUAUAAAAAUUUUCGCGAGCGUCAUAGAAACAUAAUUAAAUAUAGUAUGACGUUCGGCAACGCUGUUCCGAUGUCAGAAGUAUUUGUUAUAUUAGUCUAGUGGCCGCGUACUUCCCGUAGUGACGUAGUAUUCAUUGAGGCAAAGCCUUCGUGCGCGGGCGGCGAGCUCAGUGGCGGUGUGAUCUAUCCGCGGAACACACGCACUCCAAAAAAUACCGGCGACUACACAAUUAACAACAUCAGUGUACAAAACAAAAUCGAAAAACAAGUGCUGGUUAUAUUUUGAAUUUGGAGUCGCCGGCCGGCAUCCUAACCUCAACGCUAUGGAAGCGGCGCACGCGCAACGCUGCUCGGAUAUUUGACCGUAUGCCACAAACGGUGCCGCGGUCCGGGUGCAGCCCGCCUUCGGCGUCUCAGGGCGAGAGAGCGGUCCCCGCCUCGCCCGCUGACUUACAACACCUCCUCCGCCUGCUCGGCGCUGCAUCCCCACCAGAAUCGAUGCUGCACUCUCCACCCAACCCACACAAUAAACCACCCCCACCCUACCCUGAAGACAAUACAAAUAACGUCUUCCUGGAACGCUUAUACGAUUUCGAGGGUUAUCCUACUCCUUCGCCAUCUUCAGACGAAGGUUCAAUUCCCACAGUGGCGCUGCAGCCCGCUUCCCCCUACAGUUCCCUUCAGCCCGCCUCACCUUACAACUCUCUUCAGUACAACUCUCCACAAGUGUACAUCAAAGAAGAGCCAAACAGACUUGCCGUGCCCGGCUUCGCAUCUCCUUACCCGCUCUCUCCAUCGGGAUCCUGUGUAUCAUACGGAAGCCACAAUCAAUACUCCUCGCCAGUUCCUCAACACGACGAAUACAUAGACAUUGAAGAGCUCUUAAAAGAAAAUCAGAUACUACAAGACAGUGUCCAACAGAGCUACAUCACACCAAAAAUCGAAGUUGAAGAGCCAAGGGAUCACAUUCUUCUGAGAUCAGCGUUAGAAGACACAUCUUUCCAAAAAAGGUUAAAUCUCAGACCAAUUCCACUGGAGUUGGGCAGUGUUAAAAUGGAAGAGAGCAGUGGAGGCGACGACUCUCUCGUAGCGCCAGAUAUAGACCGCGUACUCAACAUGGCCAUCGAACAGACCAAGAGGGAUGUGGACAACACCUGCACAGUGCUCGGCAUCUCACCUGAUCCGAUGCUGUGGAGUACCGGAGACGUUAAGGCAUGGGUGAUGUUCACGUUACAACAUUACAACCUACCGAUGGUUCCGAUAGAGAACUUCACAAUGGAUGGUGCAGCACUCGUUGCACUUACAGAAGAGGAAUUCAAUCACAGAGCUCCACAGGCGGGCAGUACGCUCUACGCCCAGUUGGAGAUCUGGCGAACGUCACAGCGGUCUGAUCAUCAGCAGAUGUCAGCAUCGCCUAUACCUGCGCCAGCUUGCUUACCGUCAGCCGACGACAUGAGUGAUGGGUUGGCAAAAAAUCAAGAGUUAGCAACGGAUAAGAUAGAUGAAGAUUCGGAAUCAGCGGGGACGAGUACGACGGCCGGUGGCGGUAAGGUCAAGACCGGGAGUACUCACAUACAUCUCUGGCAGUUCCUCAAAGAACUUCUCGCGUCUCCUCAUGUACACGGCUCGGCGAUACGGUGGUUAGACCGAAGUAACGGCGUGUUCAAGAUUGAGGAUUCAGUGCGUGUCGCCAGGCUCUGGGGCAAGAGAAAGAACAGACCCGCGAUGAACUACGACAAGCUGUCGAGGAGUAUCAGACAGUACUACAAGAAGGGGAUCAUGAAGAAAACUGAGAGGAGUCAGAGGCUCGUCUACCAGUUCUGCCACCCGUACUCCCUAUAGAUAUCGUAGGCUAUUUAAGUUAUGUACAUAAUUUAUUUACGUUGUAUAUAAGGGCGUGCGCCGCGGUAAUGCGGCCGGGACGAUGGCUGGUUGCGGUUUGCGGCGCCAUCGCAAAUCGCAGCGCAGUCGCCGAGUUUGUUGACUGCCGAAUUUUCACCGACCUUUGUGUCGACUUGUCAGUCGUAAGGCGGGAAUUAAUAGGCGUCAUUACACUAUCCCUCCAUACAAUUCGGGAAAGGUAAUUUUCUCUGGAAUUCUAUUGGACGGGACUAUUUGCUGUGUUAUGUAUUAAGUUAUUUUUACCAGCGACUAGACGAUCGCGACCCGAUUUUUCGAGUUAACAAUGGGUUACCCUCGUCGAAAGUUGGUAAUGUUUAUCCCAUAUAUCUAUGAUAUAUUUCUAGUACGUUCUAUGAACUUAUAGUUAGUUAAGUGUUCUGUAAAUAUUAAGAAAAAAUGCGUCCUCUGUUGUUUUGGUACUCAGAAUAGUGAUGUCAUCGAGAUUAUUCUCAUUUUAAGUUAAAUUGUAAAAUAUUAUUUUUAUAAAAUAUGAAAAUAAGAAAAAUGACAGUGUUAUUUUAUAUUAAAAAUAUUUAAAAAUGACGAGUUACGUCACGUAUUGCAAUAAUUAAGUUUAGUAUUAGUUUUAAUGUUGGCGGUGGAUUUAUCUGAAGCUUCUUUUGAUUUGAAAUUAAUUAUAGUUUUGUGCCAAAUAGACGUUUAUUUAUUCGGGACAAAAGUGUAUUGUAAAUUGCUUGUAAAUUGUAUAUCCCGCCGAUUGUAAAUAUUGUAUUGUGGAAAA
Messenger RNA from Trichoplusia ni (cabbage looper), 2757 nucleotides. It is a transcript of the gene Ets98B, whose product is annotated as DNA-binding protein D-ETS-4. The record is from RefSeq and is a predicted model, not a curated record. The transcript is spliced from 7 exons. Lineage: Eukaryota; Metazoa; Arthropoda; Insecta; Lepidoptera; Noctuidae. The coding region runs from base 480 to 1955 and encodes 491 amino acids. Gene Ontology annotation, cellular component: nucleus. Gene Ontology annotation, molecular function: sequence-specific DNA binding; DNA-binding transcription factor activity, RNA polymerase II-specific. Gene Ontology annotation, biological process: regulation of transcription by RNA polymerase II; cell differentiation.